Agrilus planipennis (emerald ash borer) is the source of this 2841-nucleotide messenger RNA. It is a transcript of the gene Atg9, whose product is annotated as autophagy-related protein 9A. Lineage: Eukaryota; Metazoa; Arthropoda; Insecta; Coleoptera; Buprestidae. Gene Ontology annotation, biological process: autophagy of mitochondrion; protein localization to phagophore assembly site. The record is from RefSeq and is a predicted model, not a curated record. Bases 357 to 2285 code for a protein of 642 amino acids. Gene Ontology annotation, cellular component: phagophore assembly site; autophagosome. The transcript is spliced from 3 exons.
CAAGAUAUGCGCGAAAGCAAAAAGUGUCAACCUGUCAACAAUGAUCAGAUAAAAAAAGCUUUGUUUCGUAAGCAAGGAGAUUAUGAUAGUGUCCUAAAUAAUAAAAUUUUUAAAUUACAACACAUGUACAACACUAUUAAUCUAAUAUUUGGAAACCUUUUUGAAUAUUUUUUUUGUCAUUAUUCAAUCUGUCGAAUGAAACAUGAAUAACUUACGAUAUUCGUAAAUAAAUAUGACACUUCUUUGUUUGGAUCUAAAAAAUUAGCCAAAUUCUCCUUAUUGUGCACAUAAUACACAAAUUAUUAUUUGCGUCUUAAUGAAUUCGACUGCCUUUUUGUUGAAGAAAAAUUAUAAAAAUGCAGAGUUACGCAGCAUUACAGGACGGUGACCAAGAAGAAAGUGGUGUUAUGAUUCAUGUUGUUGAAUCUAGAGCACGAUGGAAUCAUAUAGACGAUCUGGAUUCAUUUUUUUCCAGAAUGUACCGAUACCAUCAGAAACAUGGUUUCUAUUGCAUGAUGCUACAAGAAGCCCUGGAAUUAUGUCAGUUCGUUUUUGUAGUGUUUUUUACAACAUUUUUACUGCAUUGUAUAGAUUAUCGCAUAUUGUUUAAGGAAGUACCAACAAACUCUACUAAAGUAACAAUGGCAGAUGUAAUAUAUUCGCCUCAGGAAUGUAAAAGCCACUUUGGUUUGUUCACAUGGAUUGCACUUUGUAUAGCUGCAAUAGUUUGGACAUUAAGACUAAUACGUGGUGUGUACCACAUGUUUCACUUCUGGGAUAUAAAACAGUUCUUCAAUACUGCUCUAGAUGUAGCCGAUUCAGAAUUAGACAAUCUUACAUGGCAUGAAAUUCAAACCAGAGUGAGAAACGUUCAGUUAGAACAACAGAUGUGUAUACAUAAAAGGGAGUUAAGUGAACUUGAUAUUUACCACAGGAUAUUGAGGCAGCAAAAUUAUAUGGUAGCAAUGGCUAACAAAUGCUUACUGCCACCUCGAUUGCGAUUACCAUUUGUGGGGGAAGUUGUUUAUUGGACACGAAGUUUGCGUCACAACAUUUACUUUUUAUUGUUUUGGGGACCGUGGGCACCUUUUGAAAAUCCUUGGCAUCUCAGAGAAAACUAUAGGAAACCAAAUAUGAGACACGAAUUAUCUAAACAACUAGCACGACAUGUUCUUUGGCUUGCAUUAGCGAAUCUUGUAUUUGCUCCAUUAGUCUUUAUCUGGCAAAUACUUUAUGCUUUUUUCAAUUAUGCAGAAGUAAUUAAACGCGAACCCGGAAGCUUGGGAGUACGAAAUUGGUCAUUGUAUGGACGUUUAUAUUUACGACACUUUAACGAACUUGAUCACGAAUUGAACGCCCGGCUGAAUCGCGCUCAUCGACCUGCUACCAAAUACUUGUCAGCUUUUAGUUCUCCAAUGGCUACCGUGUUUGCUCGUUCAUUCGCGUUUAUGUGUGGAGCAGUGUUGGCUGUUCUUUUACUUCUGACAGUUUAUGAUGAAGAUGUACUAUCAGUUGAACAUGUUCUGACAAUGAUGACGUUGUUGGGUGCCAGUGUUGCAGUCUGCAGAGCUUUAAUUCCAGAUGAAACAAUGGCAUGGUGUCCUGAAACAUUACUGGCCAAUGUUUUGGCUCACACACACUAUUUACCGUCGGGAUGGAAAAAUCAAGCGCACACUACGAGGGUACGGUCGGAAUUCCAACAACUCUUUCAAAUUCGUGUGGUUGGAGUAUUGGAAGAACUUCUGUCGCCUUUGAUCACACCAUAUUUGUUAUGGAGGCACAUUUAUCCAAGAACGCUGGACUUUGUUGACUUUUACAGAAACUUCACUGUAUCCGUUGUUGGUGUGGGAGAUGUAUGUAGCUUUGCACAAAUGGACGUACGAAAACAUGGGAAUCCAGAUUGGCAGGGUGGUUAUACUUCAGUUGCUGCUGCUCCCAAUCAGUACACUCAGGCAGAGGACGGGAAGACGGAGUUGUCUCUUAUGCAUUUCAAGUUGACCAACCCUAGCUGGCAUCCCCCUCCAGAGGCUCAACAAUUUGUUGAAGCUGUUGAAAGAGAAAGCAGCCUCAUCAUGCCGCACAGUGAAGGAGAAUUGUACACCAACGCAGAUCUGACGGACAGUUCCAUUCGGGGCGACGCUUACAGAUUGGAGGGGCCGCUUAAUUCGAAUAUCGAAAAUAUGAGUUUGAGUACAUUGUACCUGCACGAUAGACAUUAUAGACAAGCGGGCUCGCGUUAUCGUAGACCUGCCGAAGAAACUACUCCACUUCUUCGUAGUAAUUGAUCUAGUCUAAGUAAUCCUAAAAUUAAUUAAAUUAUUACUUUACUGUAUAGGAUGUAUAUUUUUUGUUUUAAUGUCUUUUUUUAAUAAAAAUUGCGACUAUGUGCCUCUAACGUAUUUAAUUGAAAUGUAGUUAUAAUAACCAGUUUUUAAUUUUUGUCAACAACAAAGGUCGUAGCCCGGUAUGCAUAGGUGAUCUAUUUUCAAUAACUAAAUGAAGAUAAUAACAGUAGUUUAUUAAUGUGUGACACCACUAUACAGUAUAAGGAAUCAAGAACCUUGCAUACGUAAAUAACAAAUGUCAAAACAAGAAUGUGAUUCAGUUAUAUACAUAUAUAGUUUUAGUUUUAUUUAUUUAAAGACUUACAAUGUACUUGCUUUUUAAUACAGUUAUCAAAAACAACGGUUAUUAAUAAAAAAGUCUUACUCAAAUCACAAAAUGUAAGUUCAAGUCAACUUUUAAAAGAAAUUUUGUUAAAUAUUUCAAUUUUUAUGGAAAUUACUAUGGAAUUUGUAAUGUAAUAGCUUGGUUAUUUUUAUUAAAAGCGUUUUUACCAAC